CCUGUCGCUGCAGUCGGAGUCCCCGGGGGGGCAACCGAUCCGUUGGCUGUCAAGGUGGAGCUUCCCCUGUUUGCUGGUUGAUUCUGCUCUGGCCGGGACGCCAUGGGUAUGGGCAUUCACUACCCAGACUGUGGGGAAGCUGAUGGAGAAGAAAGACCGGGGGAUGUUGGCUUGGAGAGGCCGUGGUAUAUAAACUGGAAAGGGCGGGUGGGUCUAUAUUGCCCGGCAUUAUGACAACGCCAUCACAAAGGCACAAUCACAAUCGGAUCUGACCUCGUUCUUUUUCAUCCUGAUGAACAUGCUUUCAGGGUCAAAAAAAUAUUAGACGGUACUCCAUACUAGUGCGAUCACCAUGUCGGAUGCUGUUUUUUGGACUACCUAUGUUAUCGGGGCUACAGCAGGUGGUGGUGCCACUACAGGUGCCACUUACGCAGAGGACUGUAGCCCGCCAUUACGCCCUGCGCGGCGUAUUUCCGUAAAGCCUUCUAUCCCUAACCCUGGGUGGUCGAACGGUCGGGGGAUCACCGGAGUGGCAGCCCAAGUGGCAGCCCGAUCUGGGCUCAUCAGUGGUGGGCGCUGGACGCGAUGGUCUCACGCAUAUCUACAACCUGAAGCGACCCAUGCAUGGAUGGUAUCUCAAAUCCGCGUGCAAUCAACACGGUUGGCGCAGCAAUGGUCGUUAGUUCUCGCGGCCCUCGGACGUUCGUGCAACCUGCGACGCAUGCCCGCGGAGAAAGCCAUGCCGAUGCUCGCAACCUCGUUCGAGCGCGUCCAUCGGUCGCAUGGGUAUAAUCCUUGGGGUAUUGAGGGGAGGAUGUCUCGACGGUGUUCUCAGGCCCUUUGCUCGACCGGUUCUAUCCCUCAAGUCGAUGACGGGUCGAACGCCAGCGACUCGACGACCAUCCUGGGUAUACAACCGGACUGAAGCAUUUCCUUGGUCGACGGGUCGAGAAGAUAGGCUGGUUGUCGCAUCCGAGGCCAGGUGUUGAACCUAGUGCACCGCUAUGAUUAGAAGGAUGUUGAGGGGGGACACUCCGGCUUCCAACACCAGGCCACACACACACACACAGACACAGUUCCCGACUGCGAUCCCCUCAUCGCCGUCCCAUCGCCGAGGGACCGUGU
Molecule: messenger RNA, 1125 nt
Organism: Aspergillus heteromorphus CBS 117.55
Lineage: Eukaryota; Fungi; Ascomycota; Eurotiomycetes; Eurotiales; Aspergillaceae
Exons: 1
Coding region: 353-925 (190 amino acids)
Source: RefSeq, a predicted model, not a curated record